Molecule: messenger RNA, 2299 nt
Organism: Pelodiscus sinensis (Chinese soft-shelled turtle)
Lineage: Eukaryota; Metazoa; Chordata; Testudines; Trionychidae
Source: RefSeq, a predicted model, not a curated record
GUUCCGAAAAUGCUUUUAACGGAAAACUUUUCUGUUAAAAGCAUUUGCAGAAAAUCAUGCCAGUCUAGACAUAGCCUCUAUGUUCACGAAGGACCCACCCUUCUCAGUUUCUAUGUCUCUCAUGCAUCCGAUAAACUUCCAAGCGCCAGCGGGUACCCAGAGCCACCAGCAUUAUUCCGUGUGUGUCUAUGCCAGGUGCCAACCUUUCUACUGGCCCAUGAUCCUUGGGCCGCUGAACGGGUUCCUCGUGGAAUCUCACCAGUGGGAAACCCAACUAGCACGUUGGCCAAGCCUUGGUGUUGGGAACAGCGUUCCGUCUAGCUGGGAACACGGCACAAGCAUACUUUGUAGCUGCGGUGCCUCCGAGGGAUACUAACCAAGUCAUCUGCUUGCUGGCUGGCGUGGCAUUAGCUCAGCAUCAUCCGUGCAUUGGUAACAGGACGCAAGUGCAGCGGGUGUGAGGAAUCCGUGCACCAUGGCGUGUUAUAGAGCAGCGAGGAAAGGGAAAAGGCUUCCGAAGACAUUCCCUUUCUUGAGGUAACCCCUUCUUGGACGCCAGCUCUCUCUGAGGGAUCACCACCCAGGGGGUUCCCACAUGCCUCUUCUGCUCCUGGGGAAAGAUGAGUCUUUAGCGCUAGCUCCGCCAAGAGGGAGGACGUGGCCACGAUGCUUCUUAUGCAAACCCAGUGACCUGUCAGGUCUGGACCAUUUAACCUAGGCCCUGAACCCGGGGCCUAUAUCCCCUUCCAACUCAGUUAUGUCCCCUGCCCACAGUUGCAGGAGAGCUUUGGGGGAACUGAGUUUCAGGUUGCUGGAAAUUCUGGGGGGAAAAUUAUUUGGGGGUCCAACCUUCAGAUUUUCAGUGACCCCGAGCCUCAGAUGUAUUUUAUUUUGGGUCAGGCAAGAGAUUUGCUCCCCUCCAAAAGUGGCAUUUGCCUUCCAUUCAGAAGAGUAGAUUUAUUUUGGUUACCCAGCGCGAUCUCUGGACACACAGGGCCCCUCUGCACCUUCGUCUCUGCUACAGGGAGCUGCAGGAGCCGACGGUUUGGGGCAGUCGCCAGGGAUGCAAUAGGCCGGGGAUUCCAGGUUGGAGGUGCUACCUGCGGGACGGGGAGACGUGCGGAAAAGGACCCAAGGCGGUUGCAGUGCCAGACACUUCCAAACGCUGCCUCGGCCACAAACAGCCGGAUAGCUCCAGCGGCGCCCCUCUCACUCGGCCCAGCCCAGACAGCAAUGUCACCCCUAGGCCCAGAGAUGAAUCCGUUCCCUGCGAGCCAGGCUCCAUGGCGCUGUGCAAAACGCCGGCCUGGCCAGUGUGUGACAGGCAGGGCGGGAAGAGGGAAGUUUGUAGUGAUCCCUGAAGAGGCGGGUCGUCCUUCCUUCCACUCAGUAUCCCGCCAGAGGCUUCUCCUAGGGCUGACCACUCGGCUCCGUGUGCAAUGGGAUUCCUGCAUGCAACUGCAGCUGUUUGGGCUUACCGGUUAGUGCCUUGGACGCACCGUGAGGCCAGAAACAUCUGGGCGAUAAACACCGAUAAGAAUUCUCCCCUGCACUUGCUGGUCCUGAUAACGAUUGACUGCAACCUCCCAGGCGUGCGACACCUUCCUGCUUAACACCAGCUGAACAUUUUCCUGUUCUCCAGCCCGUGUAAGAUCGUUCUGCGUAGCCCUCUAUCACAUUUUGUUUGCUCAAGGGUUGGAACUGCCAGCAACUUAUAUAAGCAUGUCUUCGCACCGUAUAUAAGCAUGUUGCAAACAGCCGCUACCCACAGGCUGCCUGCUUCGCCGAGGCCAAAGACUUUGCCAGAAUGAAAGGCUUCCUGGGUUUCUUUCUUGCCUUUGGCAUGUUGGUGACACUCUGUGAUGCAGCCUGUUUCAUUGAACCAGCUAACCCGUCCAUCAAAGGUUGUGUGCAAGAUGGAAUUCGAUACCCGUACGGUGCCACGUGGGUGAAGGACUGCAACAGCUGUACCUGUUACCAGGAUGGAGCACAGUGCUGCACCACCUACGGCCGCCCUACUGGCUUUGAUGAAAAGAAAUGUCAUCUCGUCUUCCAUACGGAAUCCUGCAGCUACUCAGUGGUGGAAAAAGACAACCCCUCUAAAACCUGUGAGUUCACAGGCAUGGUGGGUUAAGGAAUGACUCCCUUCCAGGUUUAAGUCACUCCUGGAAUAAUUCCUUUCUCCGAGCGGUGUGAUUGUACUUUCCCUGUCCCCUGUGUAGCCUUUACUCUCCUAUCAAGGCAACCAGCGUUGUUUCGGAGUUCGUGGCUCACACCUGAUCAAAUAAAACAGCCAGCU